This is a messenger RNA of Manduca sexta (tobacco hornworm), 3901 nucleotides long. RefSeq lists its product as uncharacterized. Lineage: Eukaryota; Metazoa; Arthropoda; Insecta; Lepidoptera; Sphingidae. Bases 282 to 1940 code for a protein of 552 amino acids. The transcript has 14 exons. The record is from RefSeq and is a predicted model, not a curated record. Gene Ontology annotation, molecular function: peptidase inhibitor activity.
CGCGCGCCACACACAGCACACUAACGCGUCUCGCUAUUAAAAAAAACAUAAUUACAGCUAAAGGCAGACAAACAAACAUGGGAGUGCACCUCAAAAAUGCAAUACUGACAUACCACGGUAUUAAAUCGUGGUGGGCUUAAAAAAAUGAAAGCAACAACAGUAAUAUUACACUUGUGCGCUAUAUCAGUUGGUUUGUAAGCGGUGGGGUAUCAGUAGUGCUGUUGCCACGACGGGAGGUGGACCUCACUUGCUGUGAUUGUGUUGUGUCGGGAUUUUGUGAAAUGAUGUGGUUAUUGUUUGCUGCUUUACUCGUUUUUGCGAGGCAUGCUGAUUGUGGUGCACUAAGAUGUCCGGAAGGAAGUUCCUGUACAGCCGAGGAAGAAUCAAAAGCACCACCAUUACCAGUCCCGAAUAACCCUAGUCCACGAGAGGCGGAGUGCCAGCCGGGAAGCGAAUGGGAGAGUAACUGCCACUCCUGCAAGUGCUCAGAGGCCGGCAUAGCGGAGUGUUUGAAGCAAGCUGCCUGCGAUAAAGAAGUUUCUGCGGAUCCCAUCCGCUGCAAGCCGAACACGACCGUCGAGAGGGACUGCAACACUUGCAUCUGUCUGGAAGGCGGAUUAGGACUCUGCACCUUAAAGAGCUGUGCUAAAAACGAUCCGGAACUGCCCUCGGGCGAAGACUGCGCACCAGGAACCUCGUGGAUGAAUGAAUGCAACCACUGCUGGUGCAGUUCGAGGGGCUACGGGGCUUGCACAUUGAAAGGAUGCUUCAAUGAUCCAGAGCCGAGCAGAUACUGCGCUCCGAACACUUCGUGGAGGAAAGAUUGUAACAUCUGCCAUUGUACUAGCCAGGGGCGGCCCGUCUGCACAUUAAUGGAAUGCAGGGAAAAUACGAGACCCUCUUUAGCCGAAAUAUAUGAAGACAACUCGGAACACGAACAGAGAUCGCAACUAAAACCACUUACCGAUAUUAAAGUAGAGAAAAGAGCGACAAGAUGCGAACCGCGUGCAGAAUUCAAAAGCGAAUGUAAUGUUUGUAAGUGUUCAGCGGACGGUAGGAGUUUCAGUUGCACGCAGAAUGAGUGUCUGGAAGGCGACAGCGUGGACAGUGACGUGGAGGUCUUCCAGGAAACCGAUGGUCCUGAUCAUGUAGAAAGAAAUUCCGUGUGCCAACCUAACACAAUAUUCUAUGUGGCUUGCAACGCUUGCCAGUGUAACAAUCAGGGCACGGAUUUCGCCUGCACCCUCAAAAUAUGCCCCUUACCGAGGGACGUCGAGGUUUUCCACGAGUUCAGGAUGGGCCGUUCAGCUGUGAACACCACUAAAGCGGUGAUAUGCGUAGCCAACAGGAUGUUUAUCAAGGAUUGCAACACUUGCUGGUGCAAUGAGGACGGCACCAGCUUCUACUGCACCAGGAGAGUGUGCACCAUCCCUGAUGAUGACCAGGAUGGUCAAAAGGUAACCCAGGCGGCGUUGUCCAGGAAAAUUCGUGCUUUCCAGGAAGUGCCAAAGCAGUGCCAGCCGGGCCAGGAGUUCCGAAUGGAUUGCAACAAGUGCCUUUGCGACAACGAGGGACAGAACUUCUCCUGCACUCGCAUGGACUGCAGCGCCAUGAACAAUCACAAUGGAGACGCGUUCAGCAGUAGGACCAAGAGAGAAACUGGAAAGGAGGAAAUGAAGUGCGUGCCGGGCAGCGUGUUCGACCGUGAGUGCAACGUGUGCCGGUGCGCGGACGAGGGGCAGCACGCCAUCUGCACCAUGAACCGGUGCACGCUAGAGGGCGCCACCGAACGCCCCGCGCCUGAGCAGGACGAAGGAUUCAGAUGUAAUCCGGGCGAACAGUUCGCACAGAAAUGCAACGAUUGCACUUGUUCAGCUGACGGGCGGAGUGUAUUCUGCACGCUGCGUCUCUGCGACAAGGACAUCGCAGUCGACAUAUAGAGAACACUACACAUAGCAAUAAACAACGUAUCUUGAUGCGAACAAACAAUUCGAUAAUUUUUUAAAGCAUUUGAAAAACAUUUCUUUUAUUCUCUAUUUUAUAAUGAAGGUUUAAAGCGCUGUAUUCUCAAACGUUACGUAGCUAAAUACGGGGAAAUGCUAUGAUAAUAAGUCUGUUUCUUAGUACUGCCAGUUAAUGGAUAACACAGGCAAUUAAUGCACUUUUUUAUCUACCAUUUAUUUACAACUUCGACUAUUGUAUUUGGCCGCUUUAUAUUAUAUUCGACAAUUAGCGUCUAUUUAGAUGUUCUGAAAUAUGUACUUAUUCUCAAAAUACACAAAUACUUCACAUCGAUAAUUAUCCUAUUAAGUAACGUAAUAGUAUAUUAUCCAUUUCUUAAAACUGCAGGUUCUGUUGAAAAGGGUAAAAUCACAGAGAAAGAUUAGGGAAAAUAUGCUAAUUAUUUAGCAAAACAGCCUUAUGUGCUAUAGUAUCAAACGAAUUAUUUUGAAUAUUAAGUAAUAUAAUAAUAAACAUUAUCAUUGAUAGAACUGUAUUGCAACAUAUUGUAUUGUUAUUUCGCAUCAGGACAAUAACGGUCAUCCACAGCAGCUGCCUACAUAAAAUCCUAAUCGAUAACACUAUAUUUAUUACAACAAUCGAUUGUAUUAAUUCGAUUCAUAUCGAAUGAGGAACUCGAUUCCUAGUAACAUUUUCAUUAAGUAUUUGUGACUAAUUAUACUUAGUUUUUUAUUUUGUACGUUACUCGAACGAUUUUGUUAUGUGAAAUACUCAUUAGAUCUUUCGGGAUUUUCAUACGCGGUGUUUUGAAUGUCAGGCUUAAUUCUGUUAAAUAGAGAUGUUACGGAUUCUUAAAUUAUAGUAAGCAACCAGUCGCUUCUUAAUUUAGCCGUAUAAUAAUACUUCGAAGUUUGAAUUCUAUGUCCUUGAGAAUAAAUUUAGUUUUGCUACUAUUAUAUCAUUGUUAUACAACUGACGUUGACUUAAAAGCAAAUUGAACAUAAUUGUCGUUAGCUGCAGCGUGCAAAAUCCAAUACAUAAUGUUUAACUCAAAGCAAAAGGUCCAUAAUAUCUCUAUAAAUAUUCUUUUAUCGUAAAGCAAGCGAAUAAAUAGUAUGUAUGCGAUCUGAAAUUAAAAUAGUGAUAUUUGAAUCUUAAUGCUUGUUCUUUUAAUAAUUUUGAUAAUACAUAGUGUGAGCAUGGUGAGGUAUUUUUAAUUUUAUGUGUAUUUGUUUUAGAUGCUAAUUUGUACGUCAUUUUGAGGAACCUAAUAUUUUUCAUUUGUGUGUGGCCUGGUGUCGGACGGGUUAAUAAAAUAUUAUUAUCUGUGGCAAUAUACAUUUCAAAUUAAAGAUUUUAUAUAAAAAUCUAAAUAAGCGUUUUUUAAAGAUAACCUAUUAAAACUACGUGAAAUCUGUAUGUUGUUACAGAAUAAUAGCAUUUUUAAAAGUAUUUUUUUAUCGAAUACCCAUCGCAAAUGGCUACACUCUUUUUUUUUACAAAAAUCAGUGAAGAAUUGUUUUUAAAAACAAUUCACCACUGAAUUCAUCUAUUUUCUAAGCUGAUCAGCUUAUGAAUUUAUUUAGUUAGUAAAUAUCUCGACUGGAAGGAAUUACAACUAUUUUUAAAAUCAAUAAAUAUAAACAAUACAGUAUAAAUAAGCUGUUACUAGAUGGCGUUAAAACAUAGUGAUCGAAUUAUUUGAAUUUAGAAUGCAAUCUAUUUGCGUCCUUAUAUUUUUUUAAAUUUUACAAUUCAAAUGAACAUGAAGUUCUUAAGGUUUGAGUUUUGUCUUUAAUAUUUUUGUAACUCCUUAGAACAAGUCGAGUAAUAACGGUUUAAUUGCUUAAUAGUUAGCGUGCCUCAUGUAUUAGAAUAAUACGUAAAUAUACUUAAGUUUUGAGAUAUUAAGAAACAAAUAAACGAUAAAGAAGAAUGA